AUGUCUCUUCGCUCUAAAGUUCUUCUUUCUCUCGCUCUUAUCGCCGCCGCUCGUGCUCAGCAAGUCGGCACCAACAAGGCUGAAGUUCACCCCACUCUCACUUGGCAAAAAUGCACCAAGUCGGGCGGCUGCCAGACCCAAUCUCAAGGCAAGAUCGUCCUCGACGCCAACUGGCGCUGGCUCCACACCACUAGCGGAUACACUAACUGCUACACCGGCCAAUCUUGGGACUCGACACUUUGCUCCGACCCAGUUAAAUGCGCUCAAAACUGCGCUGUCGAGGGUGCCGAUUAUACCGCCACUUACGGUAUCACUGCCAGUGGCAACUCGUUGACCCUCAAGUUCGUCACAAAGAGCGAGGGCACCAACGUCGGCUCUCGUGUUUAUCUCAUGGCCGACGACUCUACCUACCAGAUGUUUAAGCUCAAGAACCAAGAGUUCACUUUCGAUGUCGACGUCUCGAAUCUCCCAUGUGGUCUUAACGGUGCACUCUACUUUUCGCAGAUGGACGCCGACGGUGGUCUCUCCAAGUACCCCAACAACAAGGCUGGUGCCAAGUACGGAACUGGAUACUGCGACGCCCAGUGCCCCCGUGAUCUCAAGUUCAUCAAUGGCGAGGCCAAUGUUAUCGGCUGGGGUGGAUCAAGCAACGAUGCGAACUCCGGAGUUGGUCGCUACGGUACUUGCUGCAGUGAGAUGGAUAUCUGGGAGGGCAACUCGAUUUCCACCGCAUACACCCCCCAUCCCUGCACCGUCAACGGCCAAACCCGCUGCGACAGCACCGGUACCGAAUGUGCAUCUUUCUGUGACCAACCUGGCUGCGACUUCAACUCUUACCGCAUGGGCGACAAAACCUUCUACGGUCCAGGCUUCACCCUCGAUACCAAGAAGAAAAUGACCGUCGUCACCCAGUUCAUCACUGCGGACGGAACUGCCAGCGGUGCUCUCAAGGAAAUUCGCCGUCUCUAUGUCCAGGAUGGCAAGGUCAUUCAAAACUCCAAGACUAACAUCUCCGGAAUGUCCACAUACGAUUCGAUUACCGACCAAUUCUGCUCUGCCCAAAAGACUGCCUUCAAUGACAGUAACGACUUUGCCGCCAAGGGAGGCCUCACCAAAUUCGGCCAGGACUUCGACAAGGGAAUGGUUCUCGUUCUCUCCAUCUGGGAUGACCACUCCGCCAACAUGCUCUGGCUCGACAGCAACUACCCUACCAGCGGUAGCGCAUCUACCCCGGGUAUUGCUCGUGGUAGUUGCCCUAUCACCUCUGGUGUGCCCAAGGAUGUCGAGACCAACAGCCCCAAUGCAUCCGUCACUUACUCGAACAUCCGCUUCGGUGACAUUGGCUCGACCUACUCCGGUACCACUGGUCCCAUCACGACUGGUCCCGUCACCACCACCACUACCACCACCUCGGCUCCCGUGACUACCACCACCUCUGGUGCCACCGCUCCUCACUACGCUCAAUGUGGCGGCAAGGGAUACACCGGCCCAACUGUUUGCGCCUCUCCUUACAAGUGCACUUACUCCAGCGAGUAUUACUCGCAGUGCUUGUAA
This is a messenger RNA of Rhizoctonia solani, 1554 nucleotides long. RefSeq names its product beta-1,4-D-glucan cellobiohydrolase. Bases 1 to 1554 code for a protein of 517 amino acids. The record is from RefSeq and is a predicted model, not a curated record. Lineage: Eukaryota; Fungi; Basidiomycota; Agaricomycetes; Cantharellales; Ceratobasidiaceae. Gene Ontology annotation, biological process: carbohydrate metabolic process. Gene Ontology annotation, cellular component: extracellular region. The transcript has 3 exons. Gene Ontology annotation, molecular function: cellulose binding; hydrolase activity, hydrolyzing O-glycosyl compounds.